AUGGACGCUCAGGUUGAUCGCAUCUUAUAUUCAUCAGUGGUCUAUCCUCAUAACUAUGGCUUCAUUCCUCGGACAUUGUGCGAAGAUAAUGACCCAAUGGACGUAUUAGUCCUCAUGCAGGAACCAGUCCUUCCUGGCUGUUUUCUUCGAGCCAGGGCAAUAGGACUGAUGCCUAUGAUUGAUCAGGGAGAGAAGGAUGAUAAAAUCAUUGCAGUCUGUGCUGAUGAUCCAGAGUAUCGCCACUACACUGAUAUCAACCAGCUUGCCCCUCACCGUCUAACUGAGAUCCGUCGGUUCUUUGAAGAUUGUAUCCUUUUCAUCUUUCAGUUUAAGCUUUCUCAAGAACCUUGUGUGAGAUGCGAGGUAUUGAUCAUAAGAGUAAAAAAAUUGUGA
Ilex paraguariensis (yerba mate) is the source of this 393-nucleotide messenger RNA. Lineage: Eukaryota; Viridiplantae; Streptophyta; Magnoliopsida; Aquifoliales; Aquifoliaceae. The record is from the annotation of a GenBank genome assembly.